Molecule: messenger RNA, 1397 nt
Organism: Cucumis sativus (cucumber)
Lineage: Eukaryota; Viridiplantae; Streptophyta; Magnoliopsida; Cucurbitales; Cucurbitaceae
Exons: 10
Coding region: 224-1168 (314 amino acids)
Molecular function (GO): hydrolase activity, acting on ester bonds
Source: RefSeq, a predicted model, not a curated record
UCAGGUGAAGUGCGCGGCAAUAGGUUUUGCGCGCGCGCUCUUCACAGCCGGAAGGCGGUUUCUGAGACGAAGUUCUGCUUCCAUCGCCCGACGAGUUUAUUUUAUCGGACGCUUGAAUUGGAUCUCUACUUUGACGUAUUCUUACUGUUUCGAAAUUCAUAGCGUUUCCGAUUUGUUUCUAUUUCGCUGCGUUCUUCGGACUGUCGCGAUUUGAAGACAAGGAAUGGCUAAAUUGUCUUCUACGUUGAGACUAUUUGAUGCACAUUGUCACCUCCAAGAUCCAAGAAUAUUUGAUAAAGCACCUCAAUUAAUUAGUGCAGCAGUGGAUUCUGGUGUUGUUCGUUUUGCUGUUAAUGGAAUCUCUGAGAAAGAUUGGCAUUUGGUCAAGCAAUUGAGUGAAUUGCAUCCUUGCAUAGUUCCAUCCUUCGGACUUCAUCCCUGGUAUGUUCCUGGAAGAACUCCUGGCUGGCUUGAAAAACUUAAGGAGUUUUUUGAAGCAGUACCAAGCGCAGCAGUUGGAGAGAUUGGUCUGGACAAAGGUUCACGAGGAAGGGAGAUCAAUUUUACGGAUCAGAUUGAGGUCUUUCAGCAACAGCUAGAGCUUGCUAAGUCUUUAGAAAAACCAGCAUCCAUCCACUGUGUUCGUGCUUUUGGUGACCUCCUUAAUAUAAUGAAAUCUAUGGGACCUUUUCCUGCUGGUUUCAUUCUGCAUUCAUAUCUAGGAUCUGCUGAGAUGGUUCCGGAGUUCUCCAAGCUAGGUGCUUACUUUUCAUUCUCUGGUUUUCUAAUGUCCAUGGAGGCAAAGAAGGCAAAGAAAAUGUUGAAAAUGGUGCCUUCAGAUAGGAUUUUGUUGGAGACUGAUGCGCCCGAUGCACUUCCCAAGUCAAAGUCAAACUCCCUCUAUUUAGUUGAAGGCGAUCCUUCUCUUACCGAAUUUCUUAAGGCCCAAGAACAAUCUGCUCCAACAGGCUCACAACAAAGUACUUUGCUUUGUUCCUCUACAGAUGCAUCAACACUGCCGAGAGAGACUCUCAAUCACCCAGCAAAUAUUCAAAAUGUUCUUGAUUACGUCGCAUCUUUAUUGGGGAUCAGUAAAGAAGAACUUGCUGAAUUGAGUUAUAGAAAUGCGGAGCAUUUAUUCUCUUUCAAUGGUGUACAAACUUCUUAGGGAAGAAUCCAAAUAUUUAGGUGAUGUUUUUAACAACUUUGUAUAAUACCCCCUUCUCACUAACAUUUAUCUUACCAUCUAGCAAUGAACUCUUUUUUUGUGGAAUAAAAGUCAGGCGAUGCCUUUCUGGUGCUUGUCUUUGGUAUCGUGUAUCAAUGAAAAGAAGAACCUUCUAACAACGCAGCCAUUGUAGGACUAAUGGCAUUUGAGAGGUAGAUAUAUGUAUUAA